AUGGUCACCGUUGAGCAAACCUCACAAGGGGCCGUCGGAGAUCCCUUCGGCGGCCCUAUCGACGAAAGUAGUGCAAUCGUCCCUCCUCCUCCGACAGUAGUUCCUGAAAACCAGUCGCAUCUGCAGCCGAUGCCGAUGCCGCCUGUUCCUCCUCCAAUGUCCACUGCCGGAAACUUCAACAUUCAGCCUUUACAGGAUUCUUUGCCCGAUAAUAAUCCUUACAGACAGCUUCAGAAACAGCGUACAGGCCAGAGCGAUGGAAGUUAUCCAGGUCAACCUUCAUACUUGUCAACGAGUGCCGGCGCCACAACAGGCCGUCCUGGCACGGCACCCUAUCUUUCGGCUUCUACCCAGAAUUUGAACCCUCAACCUACUUUGAAUGGCUUCAUGCCCACUCCUCCUAGUAGCUACCAUGCAUCGGCACCAAGAAGUCAUUCUGUUUCUGCCAUUGGAAAUGUCGUUCCACAGCCGCUUUACCCGAUCUCCACAAAUCAGGAUGGAGUCUUCCACAUGGACGGCGACAACAGGCCGAAGAUAAAUCCCUUCACCGGUGAAAUACAGCCUGUAGAAGCACCGAAGAGUCCUGAGUGGUGGGAGUCACCGGUAUCUACCAAUGGAGGAUCGCCAACCCCUGGCAAGCCGCAUUUAUCCCUGGAAGAGCAGCUUGAGAACGAAUUCCACCGCGGAAGAGGCACGAUUGCCCAGAAACCGAGCGUGCAAGUCACACAGCCGCCACCUGUUCAACAACAAUCCAUCCAGUUACCCUUACAGUAUCCCGUUCCGCCCGUACACCAACCGCUCCAGCAACCAGUACCACAAUCGGUCCCUCGCCCUAUUCCGCAGCCUUUCCAACCGCCAGUUGCACAAUUUGCCGAGUCGGACCCGUUUACCGAUCUUCCUAUCCCCCCCAAGCCGCCAACACCUCCAAAGAUCCCCCACGGUAAUCCGCAACCGAGCUUAUUGGAUGCCGAAAUAAAAGAAACCGGCACCGACAAACAAGUUGAUCUCAGCUCGGAGGCGCCAAUCCCAGUCGCUUCAGAGCCUUCCACUCAGUCGGCUACAGCAGGAGCAAUACAGCCAACGAUACCUCUGGAAACAUACCAAAUCAAGCACAUUCGUUUCCUAAAUCCUGCCACGAACAAACUUGCACAAUCGUCGAUACUCAUUCAAAAUGAAAAUGGGCCAUGUCCACUGAUUGCGCUUAUAAAUGUUCUGUCACUUUCUCGAGAAACAUUGGUGCUCUCAGAGGGGCUUCGGAUUCGAGAGACUCUUUCAUUGGAGCUUCUGCUUAAUGUCGUUUGCGAAGAGCUCGUUCUGACCGGUUCAUGGACAGGAGAUCUGUCUGAAUUGUUCAAAUUCUUGCUAGGUCUUCGCACGGGGAUGAACGUGAACCCGAAGUUCGUUAACGACCAGAUUUCGGCAGAUGACUUCCUGAGAAGUAGAAAUGUUCAUGAGAACCGUCCCUUGCCACAGCCUAAACCCGGUGAUUUUGAACAAACGCGGGAGCUCAUACUUUACUCAGCUUUCAAUAUUCCCCUCGUUCACGGGUGGCUGCCAGCCCCUACGUCACCGACGUUCCCAGUCUUGGUCCAAUAUGCUCGAGACUUUGAGAAGGCUCAGGAUAUAAUCAUCCAACAGCAAUUUAUUCUCGAAAAGGGGUCCAGAGGCGAGCCAAUAUCAACCGAAGAUAAUGAAAUUGUCGCAAAGGCACACGAAAUCCAAGAUUUCCUAGAGGCGACGGGGACACAGAUGACAGCAUAUGGAUUGAAUAUUUUGCAAACGAAACUCGCACCUGGCAGUUGGAGUAUCUUUUUCCGAAAUGACCAUUUCAGCACCCUUUACAAGCACCAGCGAACCGGAGAUCUUUACACUUUAGUCACAGACAGUGGUUACGCCUCUUAUGAAGAGAUUGUUUGGGAGAGCUUAGUGGACGCGUCCGGAAGAGGUGGUGAAUACUUUUCGGGAGAUUUUAGGCCGGUUGGGCAUGGCCAUGGAAACCAUAACGUAUCCCAAAGACAGUCCGACAACAUCUUGGACCCAAAUAGAGGUGAUGGUGGCUGGCAGCCGCAGAUCCAGCCUAGGCAAAGUAGCCUAGCUCCUCCUCCAGGCUUCUCUGGCCAGCGUCGUCCGGUUCAAUCAUUAAUCCCUCCAGAAACAGCACCGAUUGUCCCCCCUGAUGCAGGUGAUACAACCGACUACGACCUCGCCCUGGCCAUACAUUUGCAACAAGAAGAAGAGGAACGAGCAGCUAGAACACAGCAAAACCGACAGAAUUUGAAUCCUGCUCGAGUUCAAAACCUCGCGAGUGCAAACCAGCCCCCAGUGAGAUCUCUAGUUUCAUCUCAACCGCCACCACCAACAGGGCUUCGACCGAGAGCAAAUUCCGCUAGUCACCGUCCCGCCCAACCACCACGCCCAACCGGUCGACAGGCCCAAGAGUUAAGAAACGCCGCAAAUAAUGCAACUGGAGAAGAGAUUCCGCCUCCUUACGCAGCAGCGGAUCCCAAUCCAGCUGCCUUCACCCCACAGCCUGACGCUCCAGGGCCUGGUGGCCUCGGCCGCCAUUCUUCGUUCCCUACCCAAAAUUCCGAGGGUGUUGGAAGCUUCACUCGCCCAGGCCAAACUAGUGCGUAUUCCCAAAUGAACUCAUUGUACGGGCAAAGUUCUAGCUCCCAGUACCCCGGUGCUGCCCGUGGGAGAAAGCCCGGCGGGCAAUCCGUGGGAUCCGAGGACGACAAGAAAUGCUCGAUCAUGUAG
Messenger RNA from Orbilia oligospora ATCC 24927, 2757 nucleotides. RefSeq lists its product as uncharacterized. The record is from RefSeq and is a predicted model, not a curated record. Gene Ontology annotation, cellular component: cytosol; cell periphery. Gene Ontology annotation, molecular function: cysteine-type carboxypeptidase activity; K48-linked deubiquitinase activity; cysteine-type deubiquitinase activity. The coding region runs from base 1 to 2757 and encodes 918 amino acids. Lineage: Eukaryota; Fungi; Ascomycota; Orbiliomycetes; Orbiliales; Orbiliaceae. The transcript has 2 exons. Gene Ontology annotation, biological process: protein K48-linked deubiquitination.